Molecule: messenger RNA, 744 nt
Organism: Coccomyxa subellipsoidea C-169
Lineage: Eukaryota; Viridiplantae; Chlorophyta; Trebouxiophyceae; Coccomyxaceae
Exons: 4
Coding region: 1-744 (247 amino acids)
Molecular function (GO): hydrolase activity
Source: RefSeq, a predicted model, not a curated record
AUGCUGGCGACAGCUGACAGGGAGCCCUUUGUCAACCGCCUGCACACCGCAAAGCAAAAGCAUCUGGCUGAGAUGGUUCAGAGCGGCGACAUUCCUCUCCGAAAAGGCAUGUCACCCCUUGUGCUUCGGGCAGAGGAGUUUGUGAAGGAGGCACUGGAGGCAGGGGCCAAGAUUGGCAUCAUAGCAGGCACAUGCUCCACCCCAGAGGAGCGCAUCGCCGAUGCCGCGCUGGCCGCACUUGGUCCCGGGACGGCCGAGCGGCUGAACGUGUACGUGCUGGGUGAGAGCAUGGUGACUAGUGAGGCCGAGGCGAGCGGCUCCGGCCAGGAGCUUUCCCUGGAGCGGCAGUUCGCCAAUGCGCAAGCCAAGGUGAAGGAGGAUGAGGCAUCAGCGUUCAUUCAGUCGCUGCAAGCGGACACAGAGGCGAGCGUGCCGCUGGGCAUAGAUCCUGCGCUGCUGCUGGCGGCCAAAAGAGGCAAGGGGGGCCUCUCAGUUGCCUUCCUUGCCGCCUGCCUGGCCACAAUGGACCUCCCUCUGAAGCGCUGCGCUGCCGUGGCAGCCAAUAACAGCGUCCUGCAGGCUGCGCAAUCGGCCGGCCUCCUGGCGGCGGCCGUGCCGUCGGCGCUGUCGGCGCGGGGCACGUUUGGCAACGCGGACGCGGUCUUUGACGGCUUUGGUCCCGGAGGAGGCGUGACCUGGCGGCGAUUGGAGGCGCUGCUGAGGAAAGCUAACGGGGAGCAGUGA